This is a messenger RNA of Meira miltonrushii, 885 nucleotides long. RefSeq lists its product as uncharacterized. Lineage: Eukaryota; Fungi; Basidiomycota; Exobasidiomycetes; Exobasidiales; Brachybasidiaceae. The transcript has a single exon. The record is from RefSeq and is a predicted model, not a curated record. Bases 131 to 859 code for a protein of 242 amino acids.
CUCCGCUUCAUAAAUAUUCCAUAUAGAAUUCCACAAAGGAGUAAGGAAACAAUAUGAAGUGAAAACGUAACGUGUAUUGUUUCAUCCUUUUACAUCCAUCUUUCAUCUCUCAGCUCUAUUCACUAUCAAUAUGAGAUUCACUUCCCAAUUUCUGCCUUUGAUGGCUUUACUGAUGGCUUCUACAGUCCUCUCUAAAGAUGGUCCAAAGAUGUCAGCCGGUUCAAUAAAGCAAGGUAGUGAUGAUCAACCAGACUAUCUCUUUUAUGGUGCAAGCUCGAGUGGAGGAGGAGGGUCGAUGGAAAAGAAUGAUGCAACGAUCUCAAAAGCUAUGGGUUGGGGUCAAAAGUUUACCAUUUUGCAAUUCAGUAAAGAUGAACCAGGAUUUACCGAUCCAAAUACGUUUUCAAUUCCAAGUAUUUCUCAAUACGAAGCUAGACAAGGUAUUCCUGCAGGAACAAAUUUUUUCUUAGGUUGCUAUGAUGAUGACUUGUUCAACAAGCAACACGCCUUGAACGUUGCAUGCUCCAAAAAACCAGGUUGUACUACUGCUUACAUGAUAACAAUUCUUUGGGGAACGCUUGGCAAAAUGGAUUUCAAGAAAGAUAGAACACUCUUAGCAUCUUGUGGAAUCGUGAAAGUGGACGGAGGAAGUUCUUGUAACUUUCCUGAUUCUCCUGCUUGCCAAGUUAGCUUAUUCCGGGAUUUGUCCUCUCAACGAUUUUCCGGUCUUUAUUCAUCCGGUGAAGCCCUUCAAGCUGGCGUUGCAAGCUCCACUGAACAAGUUGCAAGCGCUCUUCAAGCUUUUGCUGCAAAGACUAAACAACGUAUCACUUUGCCAUCUGGCUCUCAGACUAGUUGAGCAAAUGAGUCUGCCUUAAAUGAAGG